AUUUUUCCCUGCUCAGGCAGUGAUUCCGGUUGCCCAAUUGACGCGGGGUCCUGCGGAUCGUGCACUGCUGUAGUCAUUAGACAGACGAAAGUCGUCUAACAUCGCACUCUCUCAACAUUUACAACAGUAGCAGCCUUCCAGAUAAUCAAAGAUGGCAUCUAUGUUGUUGACUUCACUGAGGAGCAGUCCACUGACAUCUGUGCAGACUGCCCAGUUCGCUGCACGUUCUCUCAGCACAUCUGUCCAUCUGCAAGCUCAAGCAAAGAGCAAGAAGACGCUGGCCAAACCAGGAAUGAAGAACAUCGUUCUGGUGGAUGGCGUCCGAACCCCCUUCCUGCUGUCUGGCACCACAUACGCUGAUCUGAUGCCCCACGAUCUGGCCAGAGCAGCAUUACAGGGUCUACUGAACAGAACCGGUAUCCCUAAAGAAGCUGUUGAUUAUAUUGUCUAUGGAGAAGUUAUUCAGGAAGUGAAGACCAGUAAUGUGGCCAGAGAGGCGGCACUUGGUGCUGGAUUCUCAGAUAAGACUCCUGCUCACACGGUGACGAUGGCGUGUAUUUCCUCCAACCAAGCAAUGACCACAGCUGUCGGUUUGAUCGCUGCCGGUCAGUGUGAUACUGUGGUCGCCGGUGGGGUCGAGUUUAUGUCUGACGUUCCGAUUCGCCACAGCCGGAGGAUGCGGAAGACAAUGCUGUCACUCAACAAGGCAAAGACCCUCGGGGCUCGACUGUCUCUGCUGGGCUCCAUCCGCCUCGCUCACCUCGCACCUGAGCUGCCGGCAGUGGCCGAGUUCUCCACAGCCGAGACAAUGGGUCACUCCGCGGACCGUCUGGCGGCUGCAUUUGGUGUGACGCGUUUAGAGCAGGAUGAGUUUGCGUUGCGGUCUCACAUGCUCGCAAAGAAAGCUCAAGACAGCGGGCUGCUCAGUGAUGUCAUCAACUUCAAAGUGCCAGGGAAGGAUAUUGUGUCUAAAGAUAACGGGAUCCGUCCUUCCACCAUGGAACAGUUGGCCAAACUGAAACCCGCCUUCAUCAAGCCUCACGGCACCGUGACGGCUGCAAACUCCUCUUUCCUGACUGACGGCGCGUCUGCAGUUUUGAUCAUGUCAGAGGAGAAAGCUCUUGCUAUGGGUUACAAGCCUAAAGCAUAUCUCAGAGAUUUUGUGUACGUGUCUCAAGACCCAAAAGACCAACUGCUUCUCGGGCCGACCUACAGCACUCCAAAAGUCCUGGAGAGGAGCGGACUGACAAUGAACGACAUCGAUGUGUUUGAGUUUCAUGAAGCUUUUGCUGGUCAGAUCAUGGCAAACCUGAAGGCAAUGGACUCUGACUGGUUCGCUCAGACAUAUAUGGGCAGAAAAUCUAAGGUCGGUGUCCCUCCAAUGGAGAAGUUUAACACAUGGGGAGGUUCUCUGUCUCUUGGGCAUCCAUUUGGGGCCACCGGCUGUAGACUGGUGACCACCGUAGCUCACCGACUGCAGAAAGAGGGCGGUCAGUAUGGUCUGGUGGCAGCGUGUGCCGCUGGGGGACAGGGUCAUGCUAUGGUGAUUGAAGCGUAUCCUCAGUAAUCGGCGUACUUCCACACACCGGAAUGCUCUGUACAUGCACACGAAUAGUUUCUGUAAAUACUAACGUGCCGUAAUGCCUUGAAAGGAAAUGUUCCUGAAAGUUAUCUGGAGGUUCUUCAUUUGGAAGGAUGCUUGUGACGUGGAUGAAAAUGUUAAUGUACGGUAGCCUUAUUUGAAAAACAUGUUGAGGAUAAUGUUUUGCAUGCUAAAUAUAGCACUUAAAACCAGGCCAGUUAGAUUUGGACGUUACGUAAGAAGGCUACAAUUCACAGUUGAUUUUUGAAAGAGGUGAUAUGGAUUUUUUUGGGUUCUAAUUCUAAGCAUUGUAAUCUCCAGAUAAAGAUAAUUUUAUCUAUCAAUUUAGCAGCUGGAUCUCUUAUUGCUGUUUAUAUAGCUGGAUCUGAUAUUGUUUCAUACGGCAAUAUUAGCAGAUCCAUUGUCAGUUUAUGGCGUUUAGCUCUUAAGAAAUGGAUUGUAAGAAGGACUGAUUCUAGAUCAGCCAUAAAG
Molecule: messenger RNA, 2074 nt
Organism: Rhinichthys klamathensis goyatoka
Lineage: Eukaryota; Metazoa; Chordata; Actinopteri; Cypriniformes; Leuciscidae
Gene: hadhb
Product: hydroxyacyl-CoA dehydrogenase trifunctional multienzyme complex subunit beta
Exons: 16
Coding region: 152-1567 (471 amino acids)
Biological process (GO): fatty acid beta-oxidation
Molecular function (GO): acyltransferase activity, transferring groups other than amino-acyl groups
Source: RefSeq, a predicted model, not a curated record